Molecule: messenger RNA, 1775 nt
Organism: Erythranthe guttata (spotted monkey flower)
Lineage: Eukaryota; Viridiplantae; Streptophyta; Magnoliopsida; Lamiales; Phrymaceae
Product: glycerol-3-phosphate acyltransferase RAM2
Biological process (GO): cutin biosynthetic process
Cellular component (GO): membrane
Molecular function (GO): phosphatase activity; glycerol-3-phosphate 2-O-acyltransferase activity
Source: RefSeq, a predicted model, not a curated record
GGGAAAUUUUAAUUUGGAUUGCAUGGCCAAAGUUAUUUAAAUAGGCGUAGUGUGGCUAGUAGUUACAUAAGACUAUUCCAAAUAAGGUGUUUGUUGAACAUCCUAAACGAAAAAAAUGGUUGCUAAUGCUACGAAAACCCGAACCAUCCAACAAUGCGAAUCCAAGGGGCGAGAAAACCACAGCGUUGUGGCCGACAUGGACGGAGCUCUGCUCACGCAGCGCGGCUCUUUCCCGUAUUUCGCCUUAGUUGCUUUCGACGUUGGUGGGAUUUUACGGCUACUCCUAUUGCUAUUGGUUGCACCCUUGGCUUGGAUUUCUCGGCAUCUGUUGUCGGAAUCUGCCGAGGUUCGAGUUCUCGUGUUCGCAACUUUUGUUGGGGUUAAAAUUAGGGACAUUAAGUCGGCUGCAAAUGCCGUGUUGCCGAAGCAUUACUCGGAGGACUUGCACCCCGACACGUGGCGCGUGCUGUCAGCGUGUGGUGGGAGAAAAUGCGUGGUGACGGUGAAUCCUAGGAUUAUGGUUGAGCCUUUCUUGAAGAACUAUUUGGAUGUGGAUGCGGUUUUGGGUACUGAGAUUCUGUCGUGGAGGGGCGUCGCCACCGGGCUUGUGGCGGCUCCGGGGGUGCUUUCCGGUGAGGCGAAGACUGUGGCUGUUGGAAAGGUUUUCAAGGAUUCGCCGAUGCCGGAGAUUGGGAUUGGUGGUGACGCGGAAACUAUUGAUUUUUCGUUCACGAAUCUCUGCAAGGAGAAGUACACAGUCCCAUCGAAGCCGUGUGCCCGCCCCGUGAAGCCCGAUGAGCUCCCGAAGCCGGUGAUCUUCCACGACGGCCGUCUCGUUCAAAAACCCACAUCGUUAACGGCGUUACUAAUCAUUCUAUGGUUCCCGAUUGCCGUUCCGUUAUCCAUACUUCGUACCCUCAUCGCCACACAACUAAUCCCUCUCUCUUUGUCUUACUACAUUUUCCAUCUAAUAGGCUUCCCAAUCAUAGUCAAAGGGGCCCCACCUCCCAAACCCAACCGUUCCCACGGAAACGGCGUCGCAUUUGUUUGCUCCCACAAAAGCGUCGUCGACAGUGUCAUGGUCUGCGUCGCCCUCGGCCGCCCCGCCGUCAGCAUAGUCUACUCCGUAUCGAGACUCACCGAGAUUGUCUCCCCGCUUAAAUCAUGUCGGCUCAUGAGGGACCGGGCCCACGACGCGAAGUUGAUUUCGGACAUUCUCAAAUCGGGGCUUGAUUUGGUUAUAUGCCCCGAGGGAACAACUUGCCGCGAGAACUAUCUCCUAAGGUUUUCGUCGUUGUUCGCCGAAUUGACCGACGAGAUUUUGCCGGUGGCUAUUAAUUUAAGGGCGGGCAUGUUUUAUCCAUCGACCGUAAGAGGUCGUAAAUGGCUCGACAUGUUCUUCUUCACUAUGAACCCUAGGCCCGUUUACGAGAUCACGUUUUUGGACAAGUUAACGCCCGAGCAAACUUGUGGGGGGUCCGGUAAAUCGAGCUACGAGGUUGCGAAUAAUGUACAAGAAAUGAUUGGUAGGGUUUUGAAGUUUGAGUGUACUAAUCUUACGAGGAAGGACAAGUAUCGGAUGUUGGCUGGGACCGAUGGUCUUGUUGGGGACAAAGUUAAAGGUGGUUGAAAUGAAUCUUCUUACACGUCUAUUUAUGAAUUAAAAUGCGAUACGUAAACUCAUUUUACGAUAGAAUCACUAGUAACUAUGUAGUUUCUUAUACUAGUGGUUUGUUUUUUAGAGGAUUUAUACUAGUGAAACGAUGCUUUGCAUA